CUAUUCAGCAUUUCUUUUUCUUAGCGUUGUCUAAAUGUAUUAUUUUUUUAGAUUUAACAAAAGUUUUUGAAGGGCAGAAUAAAAUAUAUUACUAAAAGGUAGAAUGAAAAUAAGCUUAGUAAGCAAAUUAAGGGCAUGCCAUUUCUCUCUAUUACUUAGUUGAGCACGUGGAUUUGAUAUCAUUAUUUUCUCUCAGGAAUAAGUCUUUUCGGUUACCGAUGAGGUGCUAUGGCUAAACAGAAAACAACAAAUUCAAGGACAAGUUUUUGUUAUCUUUUAUCUAACUAGAGUCACGUUUUAAAGACUUGAGAGUAAAUUCAUAAUAUCAUUGAUAGAAUACUUAUCAACCUAAUAUAUUAGUACGUCGAUAUUAUUUAUGCAUCCGAACCUUAUUGUUUAGAGCUGUUUUAGUUACGAAACCAUUUGACUUUAUCAAAAGUAAAUAUUAUAUUAUUAUUCAAAGGGAUUAUUUGGUGAAGUUGUAAAUCAUGAUGCCUGUUUUGUCAAAACAGAUCAGUAAAAUUAAUUCACAAGUACCUGUUAUGCAAUUUUGUAAAUUUUAGUCGUUCAUAAGUUUAAAUGCAACUGUUCUCUUAAAAACUAUUCAUUCUGCUUUAUAGUAUUCAUUUACAAGACAUUGCAUAUACUCGUUACCUAUCAUGAACAGAAAAAAAAAUGUUAUUUUCAACUGUCAAUUUCACUCAUUUUGUGCAUACACUAGUUUGGAUUUUUUUUGCAAUAAAAUGUUUAGUGUGAUCCAUUUUCCGUCUCGUAGAUCUCUUAUUUUGCUCUUGAUUUAUUGACUAAACAUAUUUUAGUCUAAAUAAUGAACUUGAUACGUCAGUUUAGGUUUUCUCCCUUUUUCCAUUUUGUUCUUUUUAUUACAUGACUUUGAAAUUAGAGCUGUAUCCAUUCUUAAUAUUAUUAUUACUACUUAUAUUGAUAAAGCUAUAAAAUUUGUAGGAACUAACACAUUAAAGUACCUUUUUUGUCUUAGAAAAUCAAAGUAGGACUUCAAAGGUCAUCAUCACUUACAAUAAAGUUCCUCUCCAUUGUUCGUAUUAUUUACUUUCCAAUAAGUACAAACUGUACUAAAGGCAGUUAGUAUUGUCUUGAAAUUUUCUUUUUUUUUCUCCUUUAUUUUAUCUGUGUAUGUUUAUUGUUACUUUUUAAGUAUUACGAAUGUCUCUAGGAGUAAAUCAACAUGUUAUGGUCGCCGUUCGCGUUCGGCCCACCCUCUCCAAGGGCUCUAGCCAGCAGGUGCUGGAGAAGUUCGAGCUUCAGGCGGUUCACCAAACCGGCGAUACCACCCUCAAAGUUGAACUCAGCCGUCUUGGCGAUAUUACCAAAAGUAGCAUCUUCACCUUUGACUACAUCUUUGACCAAGAAAGUACACAAUUAGAGGUUUAUGAGGAUGCGGUGGUGGAGAUGGUCGACGGCGCGCUAGUGGGUUUCAAUGCGACCGUCCUCGCAUACGGCCAGACCGGCGCCGGCAAAACCUUUACCGUCCUGGGGGAUGUCAAGCCGAAUCCUUUAGAAAAUGACCUCCUCACGAAGGAUAGCGGCCUUUUUCUCCGCGUCCUGAGUGACCUUUUUGAGUUCAAAAUCCGCCAGGCGAAGAAAGGCUGGCACGUCGUGGUGGGGCUCAGCUGCAUUGAGGUCUACUGCAAUAACAUCCGCGAUUUGUUCGGAGGCAAGGCGGAGCAGGAGGCGCCCGAGCUGAAGGCCAAGAUCAUCAACGGGAACGUCUUCUUGCCCAACCUCACCGUGAAGGAGAUGACGUCGCUGCAGGCCGUCUUUAAUGAAAUUCAGCUCGCUAUUUCCCGCCGUCAAACCCGCGUGACCGAGUCGAAUUCGGCCUCCAGUCGAAGCCACUGCAUCUUUUCGAUCGAUAUCAUCCAACAGGCGAGUUCGGCCCCCCCGCCGACGCUCGAUUUGCUUGAUCGGUUGUUAAGCCCGAAUAACGAGGACCACGGUGGGCCGCGGCGGGGGGCCCACUCGAGUGGAAGCCCCUCAUCCGAACACGGCGGCUUUCGAAGCCCCGUCAACGACGCGAACUCCUCCCUCGCCAAGUGGGAGAUGCCCUUUAAAGGGACGGUCCUUCGCGUUCCUGGGAAGAAAGAGCCGCUCUAUUGCAGCCGUAUCGUCCUCGCCGACCUCGCCGGGAGUGAGCGGCUGGACAAGAGCAAGGUGACCGGCCAAGGGCAAAAGGAGGCCACCAGCAUCAACACGAGCUUGACGGCUCUGGGAAAUGUCGUGCACAGCCUCUUUGAAGGGAGCUACGCGAACUACCGGGACUCCAAUUUGACAAUUCUGUUAAAGCCGAGUUUCGCGCAGCCCGCGUCGCGGGUGCUGCUGUUGGCCCAGUGCUCCCCGACCCAACUCACUUUCGAGGAGACCGUCAGCACGCUGCGCUUUGCGAAUAAGGUUAAGGCUCUCAAAGUGGUCACCACCUCCGGGGCCGAGGUGGAUAAGCUGCAGUUUGAUUAUAUUGAGCAGAAAAAGCAGCAUAGCGCCCUCUGCGCCGAUUUGCACAUCUUCGCCCUUGAUCAGUUCGCGAGGGUGCCGCUUAUUCGACGACGGUGUGCACAGAACUGCGGGUUCUUCUACGACGCCUCUGUCGGGACCUCCAACGGCAAGGCAAAGUCCAACGGUAAGGACCUUCGAUAUGCGGCCCUCGAGGGGAUGGGCGUGAUUUCUGUGGCGAAUAAGGAGCGUAAGGCUUUGCUAGAGAAUCAAGAGUCUGAAAAGCGAGAAAAGGCUUCUCAGACGUCAAAGGCCAUUGCAGAAGAUCGUGAUAACUUAGUGGAGGAAUUUAAGGCUACAUUCACCGAGAUCUACGAGUCCAUUCAGCGCGAAAACAAUUCCUCUAAAUCGCAUUUAACGGAAAUAAUGUCGUUGAAGUAUUCUGAGCGCGCAAGACAAAUUAUGGAUGAGGCAGAUUCCGAGCGGGCCACACUAGUAUCUAAAUUUAGGAAAAAAUAUCAUGUACUCCUGAAGAAUACCCUUUCCUACCUUUCCGAUCGUUUUGCGGCGAUUUCGUUAGAGUUAGAUAAGACUAAGUCUCCGAUAGCACCUGCCGAGGAUUCUAAACAGAUCGAACACGACAGGAAGUACGCGUUACUUGUUUGGGCGCAUUGCAUUGCUAAACGGAUUUUUUCGCAAUUGAUGGAACUGCAAGAGUCUAAGAUGAGGCUGCUGGAAUACCUUAGAGGCAAUCAUAGGCUGGAAAAGUGGCAGAGCGACACCACAAAACCUGUAGUAUGA
This is a messenger RNA of Phytomonas sp. Hart1, 3267 nucleotides long. The record is from the annotation of a GenBank genome assembly. NCBI's taxonomy places the organism in Eukaryota, Euglenozoa, Kinetoplastea, Trypanosomatida, Trypanosomatidae.